Penicillium coprophilum is the source of this 546-nucleotide messenger RNA. RefSeq lists its product as uncharacterized. The coding region runs from base 1 to 546 and encodes 181 amino acids. The transcript has a single exon. The record is from RefSeq and is a predicted model, not a curated record. Lineage: Eukaryota; Fungi; Ascomycota; Eurotiomycetes; Eurotiales; Aspergillaceae.
AUGGCAGCUCUGCAGCUCGCUGUCGCAGUGGGUGCGAGAGUGAUCGCGACCACUUCGUCUGAUGAGAAAGGGGCUCGUCUAAAGACGCUGGGUGCGACGCACGUUAUCAACUACCAGACUCAUCCGGAAACCCGGGGUGAGGAUGCCCGAACCCUGACUCCUGGUGGACGAAGCGCGGAUUUUGUCAUCGACGUUGGCGGAACUGAAACAUUGCCUGUGUCUCUGGCAGCGGUGCGGGUGGAUGUUAUUGUUCUAGUCACUGGUCAAGUUGGGGAGUCCACCGUCGAUGCUGUGUCUAUGUUCGCUGCUCUGCUGCAUACAUGCAUUGCUCGUGGCAUUCUGGCCAGCAGCCGUAACCAAUUUCGGGAGUUGGUUCGCUUCAUCGAUGACCACAAGGUUGUGCCGGUGGUCGAUGAUGUGAUGUUUGAGAUGGCGGAGGCUAGGAGUGCAUACAUGCGUCUCAAGGAAAAGAAACACUUUGCUAAAGUUUUGAUUAAGGUUGAUUGGUUGAAUCUAAAUCGUGCUGUGUCAAUUCGUGUUCCAUAG